UUGAACGGUUUAAUUGCUUUCCCGGAACGCAGAGCCAUGCAGUCAUACUUCAAGUGGUCUGAUUGGAUAAUUGGAUUUUUAUGUCUUUUAAGGUUUUGUGAUAGCUUAAAUAAUGGCUUAGCACUAACACCACCAAUGGGAUGGAUGAGCUGGCAGCGGUAUCGUUGUAACGUGGAUUGUUAUAAUUAUCCUAACGAUUGCUUAAGUGAAAUGUUAAUAAAACGCAUAGCAGAUCUUAUGGUUUCGGAAGGGUAUAAAGAUGCUGGUUACGAAUAUCUGAUAAUAGAUGAUUGCUGGCUUAAUAAGACUAGAGGAAGAAAUGGUGAAUUGUUGGAGGAUGCUGAAAGAUUCCCGAGUGGCAUGAAAAAUUUAAGCAAUUAUGUAAGACCAACUAAUAAAUCAUAA
Agrilus planipennis (emerald ash borer) is the source of this 405-nucleotide messenger RNA. Its product is annotated as alpha-galactosidase A-like. NCBI's taxonomy places the organism in Eukaryota, Metazoa, Arthropoda, Insecta, Coleoptera, Buprestidae. The record is from RefSeq and is a predicted model, not a curated record. Gene Ontology annotation, molecular function: alpha-galactosidase activity. Gene Ontology annotation, biological process: glycosylceramide catabolic process; oligosaccharide metabolic process; glycoside catabolic process. Gene Ontology annotation, cellular component: cytoplasm. The coding region runs from base 37 to 405 and encodes 122 amino acids. The transcript is spliced from 3 exons.